Messenger RNA from Cuscuta campestris, 1961 nucleotides. The record is from the annotation of a GenBank genome assembly. NCBI's taxonomy places the organism in Eukaryota, Viridiplantae, Streptophyta, Magnoliopsida, Solanales, Convolvulaceae.
UGUUGCCCCCUCCCCCCCUUCUUCAUCAUCUCCACAGACGACACUUCCAAAGCUCUCUCCCCCCAUAAAAAGCUCCGCCAUUGUCGGAGUCAGGAGGCUUUCUCGCGGGCCGCCACCAUGAAGUUCAACCCCAAUUCCGGCUCCCCUUCCCAAACCCUAACGGCGGCCACCGCGUCGUCCAACGACCCCCGCUUCCUCGUCCGCGAGACUCUCCGGAUCAGCGCCAACCUCGCCUCCUCCGCCCCUCCCGCGCCCGAGGCUCCCACCGAUUGCGCCUCCAGAUUGCUCUGCUGCGAGGAGAUUGACGGCCGCCUGUGGAAGUACUUUCCCGAUGGCCGCGUGGAUUGCGGCGCGAUCAAAUCGAGGAGCACCUCCAUUCGCGCUGUUGGGUCGCAGAGCCCCCAACUUCCAUUUCGUGAUCUGAAGUCAUUUAUAACAUCUUAUGUGGUUCCUGAAGGUUUCCCAGACAGCGUUAUACCUUCAUAUGUGCCAUACAUGACCUGGAGGGCUCUAAAGUACUUUUGUGGAGGAGCAAUGAGUGUUUUUACAACACAAACACUUCUAGGCUCAGUUGGAGUGUCUAAAAAGAAUGCUGCUCAGAGUGCCGUAGCUAUCAACUGGGUACUCAAGGAUGGUGCUGGCCGUAUUGGAAAGAUGCUUUUUUCACGUCAAGGAAAGAAAUUUGAUUAUGAUUUAAAACAGCUUAGGUUCACAGGAGAUCUCUUCAUGCAGCUGGGAGCUGCCGUCGAAUUGGCUACUUCUGCUUUUCCCCAGCUUUUUCUUCCUUUAGCAUGUGCAGCCAAUGUGGCCAAGAAUGUAGCUGCUGUCACAUCAACAUCAACUCGUACUCCUAUAUACAAGGCCUUUGCUAAAGGUGAAAACAUUGGUGAUGUAACUGCUAAAGGGGAGUGUGUGGCCAAUCUUGCAGAUCUGCUUGGCACUGGGAUGAGCAUCAUGAUAUCAAAAAAUAACCCAUCCUUAGUGACUGCAUUUUCCCUCCUUUCAUGUGGAUAUCUUUUCAGCUCUUACAAUGAGGUGAAAUCGGUUGUUCUGUGCAGUUUAAACAGUGCAAGAUUUACUGUUGCAGUGGAAUCCUACUUGAAGACAGGUAGAGUUCCAACAUUGCAGGAAGGAAAUUCAAUGGAAAGUGUGUUUAGCUUCCCAUGGAAGAAACAGAGACCUAUUGUUCUUGGUCCAAGAUUCAAAGAGGCAUUUCAAGAUCCUGACUCUUAUCUUUCUUUGAAGCCUAUUUUUGAAAGGGAACAAUAUAUUGUGACAUACAAUCCUUUGAAGGGUAACAUAUAUGCGUUGUUUAAGGAUAAAGCAAAAUCUGAUGAUGUGCUCAAAGCUGCUUUCCAUGCACAUGUUCUUCUGCACUUCAUUAAGUCAUCCGAGCAUCAGUCUUUGUCCAGGAACCAAAUGCAGGACAAUCACUCUCUUUCUUUGACCUCAAGCGCUAAUUUUAAUGCUCAAGUUGCAGAAUCUUAUAAAAUGGUCUCAGCUCUGUAUGCACCUUUUAAGAAUAAAGCCAAAGAACAGGGGUGGGUAAUGUCAGAAUCACUGCUUAAUCCCGGUCGAGCACGCCUUUGUGAAGCUGUCGAAUAAAAAUGUUUUUCGCCCUUCCAAAUAUUGACGAAAAAGUUUUGUGAAAGUGUAUCAUAGUAAACCAGCUUAAGACAGACAACAGACAUUUCUUUGCUCAUCAACACAGAUGAUUUGUACCUGUAUGUAGUAGCUUGGAUUAUCUCAAUGCAAGCAGGAAAUAUGCCACCUGCUUUUUAUUACCAGAGGGUUGAUAGCAUAUGUAAUAGUUAUUUUUUUUUAAUUAUAAUUUUUUUUCUUAAAUGCGUAAUUUCUAGUGGGGUGGUUUUGUAAGUGUGUAACAAUUUAUUUGUUCUACUACCAAGUACAAGAGCAAUGUGUAAACUCGAUCAACACAAUCCCUGUAGGUAUAUACGUUA